UGAGGCUAGCGGCCCUAGCCCCCGCCCGGUCGCUUGCGCCGCGUCCCCUCGAUAAAUACCGAGGGUGCAAACGGCCCCGCUCUUCUUUCUCUUCUCCCCCUCUCGCUUUCCCUUCACGCUCGCCGGGAGGAAAGGCGGCCGGGGAGCGCGCGGCACGGCGGAGCGGUUCUCCGCGCCUGACGUUCUACUCUUGUUACGCCCUUCUCCGCCGGCGCCUCGCCCCCUCUCCCGGCGGUUCAGUGGCUUCGAUUUUUGAAGGAGCCUAUUUCCUGUUCCUGUCAUGGGUUUGGAACAUUUGAUGAAUUCAGCUAAUCCUUCAUCAGGUUUCGCAUUUUACGGAAAUGAAGCAAUGGAGGAAAUGAAAAGGCUACAGGGUCUGAGAGCAGAAACACUGAAGGAACCCUGCCAAAGCCCAGAAAGUAGAGAUGGAGCGAUCAGAUGUCCAAUUCCGUGUAAAAGCAGCAGGUGGUAUAGGGAUCGUGAGUUGAGAGCUGCACAAGAUCUUUCUGAUUUCAUUCUGAGCAAGGCUUCACCUCCGUACUUCAUGGGGUCUCCACCAGUUCGUGCAACCAAUCCUCUUGUUCAUGAUGCCCAAUUCUGUGCAUGGAAGGUGCAAGGUGUUGAUCAGUCUAUAGGGAUUCCUAUACCGACCAAGGGCUACAAUGCUCGCUACUGUGCAACAAAAGGAUCUAUUACGAAGGCUUGAAGCUAUAUUUAUCAGUUUCAUGGCCUCCCAGUGACGUAGUUGUAACUCUGCUUCUCCCAGCAAGGCUAACUUGUACAUAGAGUCAUCGUGCCUUUUGAAGGUGUGAAAUGCCUCAUCUGAGUGUUUAGAGUAUGUCAUCGGAAGUGUUGUAAAUAUCUUUUUGCUUAGCUUUUUUGGUUAAUGGAGCUAGUUUUGUUGAAUAAGCACUUGUAAACUUUGUUGAGAAAUGAGGUAACCAGAAUGAAAAUGUUUGCCUUUCUUCA
Molecule: messenger RNA, 969 nt
Organism: Panicum virgatum (switchgrass)
Lineage: Eukaryota; Viridiplantae; Streptophyta; Magnoliopsida; Poales; Poaceae
Exons: 5
Coding region: 281-706 (141 amino acids)
Source: RefSeq, a predicted model, not a curated record